AAAAAUAUGUGUCCUCGGUCACUGAGGGCUGUAGAGAGUGGUGCGUGGCUGGAGAGCUCAGGGAAGCAGAGAGAAGGGGGCAGAGCAUGAGUUCCAAGUCAAAAUUCAUAGGGAUCAUCGGAGCGCCUUUCUCGAAGGGCCAGCCACGAGGAGGGGUGGAAGAAGGCCCCGCAGCAUUGAGAAAGGCUGGCCUGCUUGAGAAACUGAAAGAACAAGAGUGUGAUGUGAAAGAUUACGGGGACGUGCCCUUUGUUGAUGUCCCUAGUGAUCCUCCCUUUCAAAUUGUGAAGAAUCCAAGGUCCGUGGGAAAAGCGAAUGAGCAGCUGGCUGGCGUGGUGGCGGAAGUCAAGAAGAAUGGAAGGACUAGCCUGGUGCUGGGCGGAGACCACAGUAUGGCGGUUGGAAGCAUCUCUGGCCAUGCCAGGGUCCACCCAGAUCUCUGUGUCAUUUGGGUGGACGCUCACACCGAUAUCAACACUCCACUGACAACCACAAGUGGGAACUUGCACGGACAACCGGUGUCUUUUCUCCUGAAGGAACUAAAAGGAAAGAUCCCCGAUGUACCAGGAUUCUCCUGGGUGACUCCCUGCAUAUCUGCCAAAGAUAUUGUGUAUAUUGGCCUGAGAGACGUGGACCCUGGGGAACACUACAUUUUGAAAACUCUGGGUAUUAAAUAUUUUUCAAUGACUGAAGUGGAUAAACUGGGAAUUGGCAAGGUGAUGGAAGAAGCCCUCAGCUAUCUACUAGGAAGGUAUGAUGCUUGUGUGUGUGUAAUGUAAAUAUCAUUAAAAGGACUUA
Molecule: messenger RNA, 798 nt
Organism: Ailuropoda melanoleuca (giant panda)
Lineage: Eukaryota; Metazoa; Chordata; Mammalia; Carnivora; Ursidae
Gene: ARG1
Product: arginase 1
Exons: 6
Coding region: 87-779 (230 amino acids)
Cellular component (GO): nucleus; cytosol; cytoplasm
Molecular function (GO): arginase activity; manganese ion binding
Source: RefSeq, a predicted model, not a curated record